AUGUCCCAGAAAGCUGACAAGUACGCGCUGCGAUUCAACUGGACCAUGAAGAUGGCGUCUGAGAGCGCUCAAUUAGAAGUCACGCCCAUAGCACUUCUUGUCGAUUGGUUUCUCAUUCAUUACCUGGACUUCUUUCAACCUUCAAACACUGCAGAAGUGCUUGAAGGGUUCCGCAAGAAGCUGGUGGCGCGACAGGUCCGUGGCUGCACCAUCGACGACAUCGAUGCACAGGUUAAGCGUCUGAUCACUGAUCAGCCGAAUGAAAGAGGCCUCAGCAGAAUGGAGAUCUUGGUCAAGUGGUUUGAAGCGAACUACAGUGCGUACAUUGGAUCAACCAACGCGACCAAGGCCAUGAUUUCGACGUUGACGGCCACAGAUCACUCGUCACUCUGUCUUCGAGUGCUCUCAGACAGGCUGGACCGCAUUCUUCUCGGUGCUCAAGCGAGGCGCGACGACCGUAUCGAGUUGAAGGCUGAGCCUAUGGAUGUGGCCAGUCAACACAAUCUACCCAACACUCAUCAUGAUAGCGCUAUGGAGGAGAGCAAAGACGACGACAUGGAAGAAGGGAUUCAACGGCAUGCGCAUGAGGGCGAAACGGAGUCAAGUACUGAAGCUCGGGUGAAGAUCGAGUGGCCAGGAACCCCAACGAUACAGCUCGUUGCUCUCGGACGAAAGGUGCUGCUGGACAGAGGUGUUCCUAUUGAGGAAGUCGAUGUUCUUCACCCAGGGCGUCUUGUAUCGCGAAUGCUGCGCUACCCUUUCAGCCCGGCGGAGAUCCAGCUCCGCACGAAGCCCGGGUGGAAGCGUCAGGGACUACGCACUAUGGGGGUUCAAGCAUCUGCGAUUGAUGCGUGCCUGCCGAUGCCGUCGCCGUGA
Molecule: messenger RNA, 876 nt
Organism: Phytophthora sojae
Lineage: Eukaryota; Oomycota; Peronosporomycetes; Peronosporales; Peronosporaceae
Exons: 5
Coding region: 1-876 (291 amino acids)
Source: RefSeq, a predicted model, not a curated record